AUGGAAAGUUUACCAUUCAUUGAGAAGUACAGACCUAAGAAGAUAGAUGACCUGAUUGGCAAUGAGAGUGCCAAAAAGACAUUCAGAGGGAUUAUAAGGGAAGGAAGCAUGACUAAUCUCCUCCUAUGUGGCCCGCCAGGCACUGGUAAAACCACCUCUAUUCAUAUCUUAGCAAAAGAGUUACUUGGGAAAGACUAUAAGUACCAUUUUUGUGAACUAAAUGCUAGUGAUGACCGUGGAAUUGACGUUGUAAGGAACCAGAUCAAGUCAUUUUGAAAGAAAAAAUCCUUCCUACCAGAAGGAAAACAUAAGAUGAUCAUCCUUGAUGAGGUUGACUCCAUGACUGAAGCUGCACAACAAGCUCUAAGAGUUAUCAUGACUGAUUACUCAAACACAAGAUUUGCACUAGCUUGUAACGACAGCAGCAAGAUCAUUGAACCAAUCCAAAGCAGAUGUGGAGUCAUCAGGCUUAGAAAGGUAGAACAAGAUAAAAUGACAGAGAGAUUCAUUCAAAUCUGAGAAAAGGAAGAAGUCAAGUACGAAAAAGAAGGCAUUGAUGCCUUAGUUUUCUGAGCAGAUGGAGACCUCAGAGCUGGGAUCGGCUCUCUCCAAGCCACUGUGUCUGGAUUCGGAGCAAUCACUCAAGAAACUGUGUUUAAAGUUGUUGAUCUCCCCCAGCCUGAGGUUUUAAAGAAAGUUUUAAUGGCCUGAAUUCAAGGUAAAUACUCAGAAGCUGUAUCCCAGAUUGACAAAGUGCUGAAGGAAGGCUACAACAUGGUAGAUGUGAUUGGCACCUUCAUGAAAGUAAUACAGCAGGCAAAGAUAAGUGAAGAUAAAAGAUUAGAGUUUCUUUCUCUCGCUACAGCCUUGAAAAUGAAGAUCUUGCAGGGUCUUGACUCUAAACUGCAGUUUCAUAGCUUGCUAGCACAAUUAAGUUAGUUUCAAUAAUUUCUUAACUGAUG
Messenger RNA from Moneuplotes crassus, 962 nucleotides. NCBI's taxonomy places the organism in Eukaryota, Ciliophora, Spirotrichea, Euplotida, Euplotidae. The record is from the annotation of a GenBank genome assembly.